AAGUUGGGGAAAAAGACAAAAUUUGGCCUAGCAUUUUACACGCUACUCUUCCUUCCUCUCUUCCCCCUCCCAUUUUUUCAUAACCAACGCUGAUUGGAAAACAUGUCUGGAGCUCUCAAUCUCAUCUCCCGCCUGGCGAUUCCGGCUGCUGUCGGGGUUUCGCUUUUUCAAUUGAGCGUAUAUGACGUCAGGGGUGGAACCAGAGCGGUGAUUUUUGAUAGGUUGACGGGGGUUAAGGAGAAGGUUUGUUUGCUGGUUUAUGAAGGAUGUUGGAGAUGAGACGGAGAUGAAGGUUGCUGAUAUGGGGGAAUAGGUCGUUAAUGAAGGGACUCACUUCCUGGUACCUUGGUUGCAGAAGGCGAUUAUCUAUGAUGUUCGUACAAAGCCUAGGAAUAUCUCCACUACUACCGGGAGUAAAGAUCUGCAGAUGGUAUCUUUGACCUUGAGGGUUUUGCAUAGACCUGAAGUGCAGGCUUUGCCUAAGAUUUACCAGGUUUGCUCUGCCUCCCUCCCCCCCUCUCGGCAUCAAACUCUAACAAGAUUGGAUUAUUGUAGUCCCUCGGUCAAGACUACGAUGAGCGAGUCCUCCCUUCCAUUGGCAACGAAGUCCUAAAGUCAAUCGUGGCCCAAUUUGACGCAGCCGAGCUCAUCACCCAGCGCGAGCAAGUCUCCAACCGCAUCCGUGCCGACCUCCUCAAGCGAGCGCAGGAAUUCAACAUCGCGCUCGAGGAUGUCUCUAUCACGCACAUGACCUUCGGUCGCGAAUUCACCCGCGCCGUCGAGCAGAAACAGAUCGCACAGCAGGACGCCGAGAGGGCCAGGUUCAUCGUCGAGAAGGCCGAGCAGGAGCGUCAGGCGAAUGUCAUCCGUGCCGAGGGAGAGGCCGAGAGUGCUGAGACCAUCUCUAGAGCUGUGGACAAGGCUGGUGAUGGGUUGAUCUUUAUUCGUAGGAUUGAGGCCGCGAAGGAAGUUGCGCAGACUUUGGCUAAUAAUCCCCAUGUUACGUACUUGCCUGGUGGUGAGGGCGGGCCGAAAAUCUUGCUCGGCCUGAGGACUUAAAAGGGGAGAGAAGGGGAACAAUCGGGGGGUUGCUGGAUUUCGAUCCGGAUGGGUCCUAUGGGUGAUUCUCUUUUUAUUUUACUCUCAGCGGGGUGAUCGAGACCGCGGAUGCUUCUUUUCGGGUACAUAAUUGUCUACAAGAAAAUAGCAAUCUCCCCUUUCUUUCUUUUUGAAUUAUUCGAUUGCGGUUGCAGUAUUCAAUGCGAAUGGACUUGAACUUCUACAAUGAAGCUCUGGAU
Messenger RNA from Tuber aestivum (summer truffle), 1298 nucleotides. The record is from the annotation of a GenBank genome assembly. Lineage: Eukaryota; Fungi; Ascomycota; Pezizomycetes; Pezizales; Tuberaceae.